GAGCUCCAAAGCUACCGGGCAGGCAGCCCAGGUGAGGUCAGCGUAGAAAUGGAUGCUGCACCAGGACUGGACCUCACGGGGAUCCUCAACGACAUGAGGGCGCAGUUUGAAGCCGCCGCGGAGCAGAAUCGGAAGGAUGCAGAAGCCUGGUACCUGGAAAAGAGCGGGGAGCUCAGGAAGGAGAUCAGCAGCAACACCGAGCAGCUGCAGUCCAGCAAGAGCGAGAUCAGCGACCUGAGGCGCGAGCUCCAAAACCUGGAGAUUGAGCUCCAGUCCCAGCUGGCCAUGAAGAAGUCCCUGGAGGAGUCCCUGGCCGAGACCCAGGGCGACUACUGCGGCCAGCUGUCCCAGGUGCAGCAGCUGGCGGGCGACCUGGAGGAGCAGCUGCAGCAGGUGCGCGCCGACGCGGAGCGCCAGAGCGCGGAGCACCAGCGGCUGCUCAACGUCAAGGCCCGCCUGGAGAUGGAGAUCGAGACCUACCGCCGCCUGCUCGAGGGGGAGGCCGAGGGUGCUGAAUUCGAUGAAAGCUUGCUUGUGUUGAGCAACAAGUCUCAAGCCGGAUCAAUUGAUUCCUCUAAAGAUCCACAUAAGACCCGAAAAAUCAAGACAAUCGUGCAGGAGGUGGUCAACGGUGAGGUAGUCUCAUCCCAAAUCCAGGAAACUGAAGAACAAAUAUAA
This is a messenger RNA of Dipodomys ordii (Ord's kangaroo rat), 678 nucleotides long. Its product is annotated as keratin, type I cytoskeletal 12-like. The record is from RefSeq and is a predicted model, not a curated record. The transcript is spliced from 5 exons. Gene Ontology annotation, molecular function: structural molecule activity. Lineage: Eukaryota; Metazoa; Chordata; Mammalia; Rodentia; Heteromyidae. The annotation marks the transcript as partial.